CCUUGCCUAAACUCUCGGUGCCAAGUGGGACGGCAGUUUCCGAGUCCGCCUCGACGCCGCCGCCGUUGCAAACCAUAAAAAACACACCCCCAGCCCCCACUACCCCCACUCCAAGUCCCCAGACACCACCUCUCCGGUCUCCGCCGGCGAAACGCAGGGGGUUGUCGGCGGCGGCGAUGGGGGAGUACGCGGCGGCCAAGACGUCGGUGUGGUGGGACAUCGAGAACUGCGCCGUCCCCCGCAACUGCGACCCCCACCUCAUCGUCCAGAACAUGAGCUCCGCCCUCGCCACCGCCGGCUACGUCGGCCCCAUCUCCGUCUCCGCUUACGGCGACACCAGCGGCAUCGCCCACAACGUCCAGCACGCCCUCUCCAGCACCGGCGUCUCCCUCCACCACGUCCCCGCCGGCAUUAAAGAUGCAAGUGAUAAGAAGAUCUUGGUUGACAUGCUGUUCUGGGCUAUUGACAACCCUCCGCCAGCAAAUUAUCUGCUAAUCUCUGGUGAUCGGGAUUUCUCUAAUGCCCUUCAUAAGCUUAAGAUGAGGCGGUACAAUAUUCUUUUAGCACAACCUCCAAAUGUGUCUCAAACGCUUACUGCUGCCGCAAAGAGUGUUUGGCUCUGGAGAAGCCUUGUGGCUGGAGAACCACCAUUAGCAGUGUCACCAUACAUAAGCAGCGCAUCAAGUGGCAAUAAGGGUGAUUUGGAUACGUCAAGGAAUACUGUUCCAAAUUCUUCAGCCGUGGCUCAAGAUACUAGCCCUCAAGUGCAGAAUUCUUCUCAGCGUGAUUAUCAAAAUGGUGGUAACGGGAAGGUAGAUAAUAAGCAAUCCAAAGUGAAGCAACCUCGAAAAAAUCAGACAGACACUGCAUCUAAACCAGCAGGCAAAAAGGAAAAUUCAGUUGAUGGAGUUGCUGAUAAUUCCAAAGGAAGCACUGCUAACCAACCAAGUCAACCUUCUACACCAUCAUCAAGUUCUUCAUCAAGUCCUGAACCCCAGAGUAGGGCAAAGGUGAACCAGACAAGUAUACCUAAAAACCCACCCCUUUUCCUGCCUAAGAAGCCUGCAAAACCCACUAAUUUCCACCAAAAGAGUGUUCCUCACAACUAUUUUGGUAGUAGUAAGAAGUCUGGUGUGUCAACUGAAUCUGCAUCGAAAAAUGGUGCUCCUGAUUCUGGCAAUGGUACUGGCCAUAAUCAUCCAAAACACCAGAACCAAUCCUCUCAGCCACCAAAACCACAUAAUCCAGUGACUCCUCGUCCUCACAAUGGACCUGGUAAUUUCCACACAUCAAAUUUACAUAGAAGUAGUUCAUGUCCACCACAAACUCCCCAAGCUGGGCAUACUGGUGUUCCCACUGCACCAUUGCAGUCCUGGCCAAGUGCUCCUCCUCCCCCCUAUCAUGUCCCCCCAGUUAAUUAUCCUGAUAUGAGUCGGCUGAAUAUUUCUGGGUACCCCAUAGGGGGUCAUGACAACCAAGGUUCAAACGUCAGCUACCAUCCAAACUAUUCUGGUGCUGUUCAGCCUCCUUACAAUAAUUAUAGUUACAGACAUCCAGCUCCACCUAAUAUAUCCAGCAACAUGCAAAAUGCUGGACAAUGGGGUGCAAACACUGGAUGUCCGCAGCCAUCUUCUGACUCUCAAAUUCUUAUAAGAAAUAUCUUAAGUGCUUUGGAAGUACUGAAGACUGAGAAGCUAGCACCAACCGAACAGCAUAUAUCAGAUUGCGUAUGUUAUGGAGGUGUUAAUCUACCACAAUUUGAUGUUAAGAAGGCUCUGGAAGUUGCCAUUCAGCAUCAAGCCAUUGUAACGAAAAAGUUAGGACUUGUGUCAUUCUUUCUGGGAAAAGAUGAAAAUCUCUGGAAAUGCGUGAAUAUAAUGGAUACCAAUGCAAGACACUCAAAAGAGACUCUAGAUUCUGUUCUUAGGUACAUAUCUACUGCACCUGGAUGUUCUGCAAUAAAGAACUCUCAAUCAAGGUAUCAUGCUGCAACUCUCUUGAAGAAAACAUGCUUGAAACGUCUUUCCCUUGGUGAAGCUCUUCAGGUUUUGUAUAUCGCAACCGAUAAAAUGAAGUGGUUCGUUCCUCACUCUUCAGGCUGGCAGCCUCUCUCAAUGAACGUGAUAGUGGCUGAUACUGCUCCAGAUGCUAGUGGAAAAUCCUAGCCUUGCUACAUUUCCCUGCUCAUAUCAGACGGACAAUUUGAGUUCUGCUAGUUGGUACAAGCUCUCGAAAGGCUGUGGUCUGGUGAGGUUAGAACUAAUAUGGUGGCCCAGUCUAUGUUUUGCCAAUAUUUCUGUUUCAGAAUGAUGUCACGGGUAGUUUAAAUUUGGUGUAUGAGCUAAGGUUUCACUAUUAUUAGUAGAAUGGUACUUCUGUCA
Messenger RNA from Hordeum vulgare subsp. vulgare (domesticated barley), 2381 nucleotides. RefSeq lists its product as uncharacterized. The coding region runs from base 177 to 2165 and encodes 662 amino acids. Gene Ontology annotation, molecular function: RNA nuclease activity. Gene Ontology annotation, cellular component: peroxisome. The record is from RefSeq and is a predicted model, not a curated record. Lineage: Eukaryota; Viridiplantae; Streptophyta; Magnoliopsida; Poales; Poaceae. Gene Ontology annotation, biological process: regulation of gene expression. The transcript has 3 exons.